AUGGCAGGGGAUGAAGAGAGCGAUCCGACGACUCCAACGCCUCGUGUAUCACAGCGACAGCGACAGCCACAGCUUCCUCCCUACAAAGGCAAGACACCUCGGAGAUCCAAGGAGGCUAGACUUCCCAAGCACCGCAAGGACCUUGGUGGUGGUGCAUUGACGCUCCCACUUGACGAUCCCCGCCGUCGCAAUCCCUCCGAUCAGUAUGGCCUUGAGUUUCAUGAGGCUAUCAGACCUAAUGGUAAUGAGUGGGGAGGCGGCCCUGCUCGCAAGCAGCGUAAACAAGAUGAGUGGAAUGCUGAGAUAGCGGAGCAUGGUGAGGAGGAGGCCAGAGCUCGUCGAGACCUAGAACGAGAGGCUGCAAAGGCUGCAGACGAUCUGAUGACGAGUGAGAUCGCUGAGAUGGAUCUGGAGGACCAGCUGGCCAACCCUAUGCUGACGAUCAACGCCUUCCUUUCCCUUAUCCCGAAUGUGCGGCAGUCACGCUUGAUAGCGUAA
This is a messenger RNA of Letharia columbiana, 498 nucleotides long. RefSeq lists its product as uncharacterized. The coding region runs from base 1 to 498 and encodes 165 amino acids. The record is from RefSeq and is a predicted model, not a curated record. Lineage: Eukaryota; Fungi; Ascomycota; Lecanoromycetes; Lecanorales; Parmeliaceae. The transcript has 2 exons.